Molecule: messenger RNA, 1429 nt
Organism: Pseudocercospora fijiensis CIRAD86
Lineage: Eukaryota; Fungi; Ascomycota; Dothideomycetes; Mycosphaerellales; Mycosphaerellaceae
Exons: 2
Coding region: 1-1167 (388 amino acids)
Source: RefSeq, a predicted model, not a curated record
AUGCCGUCCCGAAAGCACACCAAGAAAGCCGCAGCAAUGCGCACGGAGAGUACCCAUAAGGACAAGAAGAAGGACACACCACCUCACCCGAUGAAUGUCUGCGACGGAGUCUGGUCCAGCAUCGUCGUUCGCAAGGAUGAACAAGGUACCGACUCUGUUCGGCGCCAUGAAUGGAACAAGACCUCGCUUCGCCCAUACGCCCACUUCAAGAAGCUCUAUGGGGAGCGCAAGUUUUCAAAGCCACACUCUUCUCAGCCGAUGCAUCGGUCGUUUCUCGAUCUACCCCCGGAGCUCCGCAACCGAGUCUACAGACUGGCGCUUAUCCAUGACCCUACCUACAUUGAGCUGUCCGCCAAGACAAACCGAGCCCGCGAGAGCAACGGCCAUGCGCAGAUCUUCCACGUCAAGCGAUACCGCCACAAGAUCGCCCCGACACUUCGACUGCUCCGUACCUGCAAGCAGAUCCAGCAGGAAGCUGCAUCCAUCUUCUAUGGCGAGCAUGAGUUUCGGUUCACUAGCGUUCGAGGCUUGUAUAUCCUGGAGCGCUUCCUCUUCACGAUGGGCACAUAUAAUGUGUCCUGUCUUCGUAAGAUUGCCAUGCAUAUCACUAUUAGCGGCAACACGGAAGACAACUUCAAGGAGAACCUCGGAGAGUCAAAAGGCACUCUGGCAUACAUGACUCGCGUAGUCCACAACUGGGGUCUGCGUCGCCCUCACUACAAUUGGGGAGGAGAUCUCUGCGAGGAGCGCGUCAAGUCGACGUUGGAAGAGCACGGAAAAAACCUUGCCGAGUUCACUCUGAUCAUGCCAGACACCUUUACGCCGGCUCAGCCCAUUGACGAUCCAUUUCCGUACUUGGAUUACGACUUCCUCCUCGAUCCAGCUGCAUUCCAGAAUCUCAAGGUUCGCCUAGUCCGACUCCACGGUGGCUUUGCCUACUACCUUCCUAACGGCGACUCUAACGUCGACCUCUCGAACAGCUAUCGAGACUUUGUGCUGCCAUAUCAUCUCGACACCCGCAAGUGGGCCCGACGUAUGGGAUAUGAGGUUUUCGAUGUGGCGUACGAUAAGUUGGGUCGUUGGCCAGUUGAGUUGAAGAAUGGGGAAGAGAUCCGCGAGAUUGAGGGAGAUGACGAAGAGGCUGACUGGUUGGCGAGUCCUUAUUGAGAUUCUGGGUUUCUUUGCAGAAUUCUCAGGACGAGAGUUGCAGACAUGAAGUGGAACUACGCGAAGAAAAGCAGAACCGCUUCGCGUAUCUACAGCUGCUGACAGCAGAGCGAUUGAGACGCUGCGCUUCAGGUAGCAAUUCUUGCAUUUCGGUUUGAUGUAUUUUCUCGAGAGCUUUGCGACUUGGUAGUCUUCGCAAGAGGCCAUCACGAGUCGAUAAGCGGCAAACCUCUGUCGUAGACCACGUAAUCAUGACUAAUAA